Messenger RNA from Dromaius novaehollandiae (emu), 3655 nucleotides. It is a transcript of the gene IBA57, whose product is annotated as iron-sulfur cluster assembly factor IBA57. NCBI's taxonomy places the organism in Eukaryota, Metazoa, Chordata, Aves, Casuariiformes, Dromaiidae. Gene Ontology annotation, biological process: iron-sulfur cluster assembly. Bases 95 to 1135 code for a protein of 346 amino acids. Gene Ontology annotation, molecular function: protein binding. The record is from RefSeq and is a predicted model, not a curated record. Gene Ontology annotation, cellular component: mitochondrial matrix. The transcript has 3 exons.
GGUAGGCGGCGCCCCGACCCGCUGGGACACACACAAGAUGGCGGCUGCGGCGGGGCCGCCGUGACGGAGCGCCCGGCCGGCCUGCCUUGCCGCCAUGUUGGUGAGGGCCGGCGGCAGCGCGGCGACGGGCCUGCGCGGGCUGUGGCGGCGCGGCGGGAGCGCGGCCGGGGCCGGGGGGGGCGACGCUCCCGCUCCCCCUCCGCCGGCGGCCGCCACCUGCUUCCCGCUGGGCCGCGCGCUGCUGCGCGUGCGGGGCCCCGAGGCCGCCCUCUUCCUCCAGGGGCUCCUCACCAACGACGUCACGCGGCUCGCGGGGGGCGGUGCGGCCGUGCCGCGCGCCCUCUACGCGCAUGCGCUCAACGUGCAAGGCCGCUGCCUCUAUGACCUCAUCCUCUACAGGCUUCACGAGAGUCCAGAAGAGCCGCACAUCCUGCUGGAGUGUGACAGCACCGUGCUCGACUCCGUGCAAAAACAUCUGAAACUGUACAAGAUCCGGAGGAAAGUAAACAUUGCCCCCUGCCUUGACCUCUCUUUGUGGGCCGUUAUCCCCAGGGAGCAGCCUGGAGACAUCGCCAGCUCCCUCAACAAAUGCGCAGACCAGACUCUGGUUUUAACUCCUGACCCCAGAACAGAAGUCAUGGGCUGGAGAUUGAUUACAAAAAAAGAAGCAAAUCUACUAGAUAUUAUCCCUGGAAGUCAUAUUGGAAAUAUUCAGGAUUACCACAGGCACAGGUAUAAACAAGGAAUUCCUGAAGGUGUGAAAGAUCUCCCUCCUGGAGUAGCCCUCCCGCUGGAAUCAAACCUGGCCUACAUGAAUGGUAUCAGCUUUACCAAAGGUUGUUACAUUGGACAGGAGUUAACAGCCAGAACCCAUCACAUGGGUGUCAUUCGCAAACGUCUGUUGCCGGUUCAGUUUUCAGCUCCUCUUCCCCUGGAAAAUAUUCCUGAGGGUGCUGAGAUCUUAACUGAAUCGGGAAAGUCAGCUGGGAAGUUCCGGGCUGGAGGAGAUGAACUUGGUAUAGCUUUGCUGAGGCUUGCUAAUAUAAAUGAACCACUUUGCCUCAAAAUGCCAGGUGAUAAAGUGAAGCUCACUGCGACUAUACCCAAGUGGUGGCCAAAAACUGCUGGUAAAUAAAUGAGGAACCACUUCCUGCACAGUUGCCUUAUUGAGAAUAUAUUUUGUCUGACAAGCUUUUUGAAGGUAACUCUGCCUUCAGCUUCUGUUUGCAGUGUUUGAUUGGAGAGUGUAUUAGCAGCUUCCUUCAAAUCGGGACUAAACAGCAGGAACCCAAACCAGCAGUGAGUCACCGAUGGAAGGAGAAUAAUCAGUUAACACUUUGUGGGGAGAUCUUGGAGGAUAAGGUACGAAGGGAAGUGUAUAAAAUUCAAUUUCUCUGUUCUGUUAAGUGAAGAGGUAAGUGGGACUGGGCUUUUCUAGGCAAUGAAAUGUGGAAGAUCCCUGGUUCGACCAUAGCACCCUCAUGGCCCAAACACCUUCUCUGAUUUGCACAAAAUUACCUCUGCAGGGGGGCAGAGAGAGGCUGGUUACUGCUGGCUAUACCUGACAUAGGGAAAAUCAGAGAAAAGCUAGUUAUCUUGGUACUGGUUCCCCUUGCAUACAGCAAGAUUGCUGAAGUUAUGUAUGGAAGACUAUAAAAGACUGGACCAUGUUGGCAUCUAGUGGGGAUAUUCGGUAGGCAAGCUUUAUGUGAGAGAGUCCAUUAUUUAUUUAGGUGGUGCCGCAUGCUGUUGGACUCCUGCUGAAUUUUUAGUCCACCAUUCACUAGAUCAAAUUGUAUUCUGAAUAGGGUGCUUUGUGUAUUGAGACACUGAAAGAAUUGAUAGGAGUUUCCUCAUUGUGUGUACUGAAUGGAAAUAACCAUUCUGUAUUACAAAUUAUUACAAAUUAUUUAAUUGAGAACAUGCUUGCUACACUUAUAUUUGCAUAAGAUACAUCUUUGUCAUACUCAGGCUAAAGUGUUCAUUGCAAAAUAUUCCUUGCAUUGAGCUUCUUAUUAAACUUGCUGAUUGCAUGGAUAUUUUUUCCCAUCACUAUUACUGCUAGUUGUGUUCAGGGAGAGGAAUGCCUUGUACUUCACAUUUCAAAUCUCACUUUCGAUACCUCACCACACUGAAAAAUGCGGGAAAGCCCUCAAAGAUCUGUGUGCGUUUCCCUGCUGCAGGGCCAGCAGAGGGAGCGCAGCCAGCAGCAGUCUGCAGUAGAGCUGCACUGCAGUUCCUGAUCUUCGUCUUGCACACAUUGUUCCCCCCUCUUUCAGUGAGGACUGUGAUAUUUUACAGAAGUGCAUUGAUGCAUGUCCUGCAGUGACUCUGUUAUACUGGUGCCUGGUAGGAGUAAGCUACUGCUAGAGGCAGCUUCCCUCCAGCGUAGCUAAUUCAGUGGCCAACAACAGUUGAGGGGUUUUGUUGGCAUCCUCCUAACUUGGAUGUGUGCGAGGUUACCUAGGAGGAAGGUUUCCUUGCACAGGGGAUUGCACUGUUUUAUUUAUACCAGCACAGUUGAUAAUGAGGGAGGUGCCAAAAUAAGUGUUGUGAUUAAAGACGUGAAACAACAGGAUGACGUGCUCUGAAUCUUAAGAAAAAGCCUCCAAACUCUCCUGAAGCCUUCAGCAGGUAGGUUACAUCACUUUUUCCAUGUAACCACUACAAAGCUGGUGAAGGGACAGCAUAUCCCCAUCUCAAUGUGAGAUGCUUUCUACUUCCUUUAGAGUAAGCUGCGGUCUCUGGAGAAGUGUGUGCUACUGCUGAAGGGCACAGCGCUGCCCUGUGUGAAAAGCAAACUGGAGAACACUAAGCAGAGCCCAUUCAGGUCCAUGUGGGUCUUGUGCACCCUUUUCACAACCCUACCAGCAUUUUGCUCCUCUUGGCUUAGCCUGGUGUUCCUGACUGAGGGAACACACUUCCUCCACACUCCCUUUUCUGGCUCCUUCACUGCCACUCUUGUUCUCCUAGGAGCUCUCUGUGGCCUCCACACAAAAAGGUUCUCCUUGGCCAGUUCCUGCCACUGUCUCUAGCUGAGGUUUUCUCCGUCCAUCGUCCCCUGUGGGUAUUCAGAACAGCCCAAUACUUCAGGAUUUUUUUGGCUGCUGCUUUUUUUCUGGCCCCUGCUGCUCUUCUGUCUUUGCACUUGUUCCUACUUCUACAAUCAAUUUAUUCCUCUCUUUGCUCUCCAAAGCCAGCCAGCUCUGUGCCUCCUCACCCUGUCAACCUGCACUAAUUUAUACGUAUUUUUAUAAUAAAUCCAUUAUGUGUCCGGUGUUGAAAUGGUGUGUGUGAAGAAGUGGGUGAUGAGAGAGGCGAGAAGGUGAGAUCCCAUUCUGGCAAAAGAAAAGUUCUUGUAUACUUAUUUGUAAUAAAAGCCAUCCAAAGUACGUUCUGUCACUGUAUUGCUGUAGCCAUUACUGUGAAGGAAAUUUAUCUGUGAAAGAUGCUUGUAUUGGUCAAAACUCCUUAUGCUUGCUGUAUGAUUCUGUGGAAUAUCUCAUUAAAAGUUGGUCGUAUCAGUAAUUUUUAAAUCUACAUGUCUGAAAGAAGAAAGACACAAGCUUUUAUUUACUUAGUGUGAAGAUAUAUAAUGGAGUAGUGGGUUUUUCUGGUUGUUUGCUGACAAUAAACACAUCUCCAAAGACUUUUA